Messenger RNA from Lepisosteus oculatus (spotted gar), 2027 nucleotides. RefSeq names its product hexosaminidase B (beta polypeptide) (gene hexb). Gene Ontology annotation, cellular component: membrane; lysosome. Gene Ontology annotation, biological process: glycosaminoglycan metabolic process; carbohydrate metabolic process; ganglioside catabolic process. The record is from RefSeq and is a predicted model, not a curated record. Gene Ontology annotation, molecular function: beta-N-acetylhexosaminidase activity. NCBI's taxonomy places the organism in Eukaryota, Metazoa, Chordata, Actinopteri, Semionotiformes, Lepisosteidae.
CCCAGUCUUGUGAUCUGUCAGCUGACACGAAUAAAAACGCUUCAAACGCCGCUUGUGCUGGGGCUUGAUGGCUGCGCUUGUGAAGUUCGUCUUCCUUCUGUUUGGAGCCACCGCUUGUCUGGGCUGGCAGAACAAUUUGGCCGAUGUCCCGAAGCUGACGGUCUCUGCAUAUGGCUCGCUCUGGCCCUUGCCGCAGUCUGUGCACAUCUCUCCUGUAGCUUUCAGGGUCAGCAGCUUCGGUUUCCAGAUAGUCCAUUCCCCGAAAUCGUCCGCUGGUCCAAGUUGCUUCCUCUUGCAAAAUGCUUUUCGGAGGUAUUUUGAAUACACCUUUGGAUACUCCAAGAAGCUGAAGGGAGAUCUGAAGAUGGUUGCAAAUGAUUCUGAGGUAUUCGAGUUGCAAGUCUGGAUUUCUUCAGAAAAUCCAGAGUGUGACAGUUACCCCAGUGUGAAGUCUGAUGAGUCAUAUGAGCUCAGCAUUGAUCAGCCUACAGCUGUCUUGAAAGCUCCAAAAGUCUGGGGAGCCCUGCGAGGACUUGAGACAUUCAGCCAGUUAGUGUAUGCAGAUAAAUAUGGAACGAACUACAUCAACAAGACUGAUAUUCAGGACUUCCCAAGAUUUGCUCAUCGGGGCAUUUUGUUGGAUUCUUCCCGACACUACUUGCCUCUUAAAGUGAUCUUGGCAAAUUUGGAUGCCAUGGCCAUGAACAAGUACAAUGUCUUCCACUGGCACAUUGUGGACGACCACUCUUUCCCUUACCAGAGCACGGCUUUCCCUAAUCUCAGCACAGAGGGAUCCUAUCACCCGUAUACCCAUGUCUACACUCCCACUGAUGUGAAGAUGGUGAUUGAAUAUGCGAGAAUGAGGGGAAUCCGUGUUGUUGCUGAGUUUGACACUCCAGGACACACGCAGUCUUGGGGCUUAGGCCAGAAAGGGCUCCUUACUCCCUGUUAUGCAGGAGACACACCUACAGGAACAUUCGGGCCUGUGAACCCUAUUCUGAACUCCACCUAUGAGUUCAUGACCCAGUUUUUCAAAGAGGUCAGCUCUGUCUUCCCUGACAUGUACAUUCACCUGGGUGGUGAUGAAGUGGAUUUCUCUUGCUGGAAAUCAAAUCCUGACAUUCAAAAAUUCAUGGAUACACAAGGUUUUGGCAAGGACUACAGUAAGCUGGAGUCUUACUACAUUCAGAAGAUCCUGGAAAUUGUUGCUGGCACCAAGAAAGGUUACAUGGUUUGGCAGGAGGUAUUUGACAAUGGAGUGAAGUUAAAGCUAGACACCCUUAUCCAAGUGUGGAAGGGAAAUGAGGAGCAGUAUCAGAGGGAGAUGGCAGCAAUAACAGCUGCUGGGUUUCAUGCCCUGCUCUCCUCGCCCUGGUAUCUCAACCGAAUCUCGUACGGCCAGGACUGGCAGCAGAUGUACAGAGCCGAUCCGUACAGCUUUAACGGGACUGAGGCACAGAAGAAGCUGGUAGUUGGAGGAGAGGCCUGUCUUUGGGGAGAAUAUGUGGACGCAACAAACCUCACCCCAAGACUCUGGCCUCGGGCCAGUGCAGUAGCCGAGCGUCUGUGGAGCGAUAAAGAUGUCAAGGACAUCGGUGAUGCAUACAGCCGCCUCACCCAGCACCGCUGUCGCAUGGUGCAGAGAGGAAUCCCUGCAGAGCCUUUAUAUGUGGGACACUGUGAACAUGAGUACAAGGGCUUGUGAAAAAUUAAUCUCGGGAGGCUGGAAAUAAUAUAAGGGAAAAUGUAUCAAGGCUGCAAGCUGACAAUCUAUUCUUGUUUGCUUUGCAUUCUUCAAGAUCAAAAAUGAUUGUACAGUGGUAUACCUCUGAGUUCACUUUAAAACUGUUCUCUUUUUCUUUACAAAUGAUGCCAGCAUUUUAUUUUUUAAUAUGUGUUGUGGGAUGGAAAUACAAUAAAAAGCACUUGACUGUAAUUCUCAUUUAUUUGCAUAGUAAAUUGUUUGUUGACCAAUCAUGUAUAAAAUGCCGAUCUUGAAAUUCUAAUAAAAGCACACUUUCUUGGAA